AUGCCGCCACGAUUCAGAAGAGGAGGACGAGGCAAGGCGCCAUUCACCAGCCAUGAUCAUGAAGCCAGCCCAUCUCACCGGCGAACGCCUUCAGUGACGAUGAGCACGAGUCCCCAAGAAGACUGGAGGACAUACUUAGAGCCUGCGAGGCGUUCUAUCUCGCUCAGCUCCUCACCUUCGUACCAUGAUUCCUUCACACUCCAUCAAGGCAACGAGUCUGAUCAUUCUCGCCACUCCUACCUUCCAUUACGGCGGUCGGGUUCGCACCAUGCCUUUGAAGACCUGACCCCAUUCUUACAGAGCCGGUUCAACCCGGCAAACCAGGUGCAAGAACCAGCGGGUUUUAACCCGUUGGGACCAGAAGAUCACUUUUCCGGUGAUCAAAACAUGGAGAUGGAUGAAGAUACCGAUCCUGCCGAGCCACCAUAUGGGACGCCCACGCAUCCCAUAGAGAUUUCAGACAGAUCGUCUUUUCACGGUUCGCCAUACAGAGGUCCAGACAGCUAUGAAGCAAGGGUUGCCUCGUACCCUUGGGAGUUCACUCCCCCUUUUAACCCAGCACCUCCACAGCAGCAACAGGAUCCCUCCGAGGAUUCUCGCUUCCAGGCGGUUACUCCACCGCCACCACCACCGCCAGAGCAGGAACCGCCUCCGGAGCCACCGAGGUGGAAAAGAUCCGAAGCACGGAUGUCCGUGCGAGGGGGAUUCCACUUCAGCACCCCUCAACACUCCAGUGGCAGCCAUUACCCGCCACUAUAUGAAGACCCGUAG
This is a messenger RNA of Helianthus annuus (common sunflower), 771 nucleotides long. Its product is annotated as extensin-like. The record is from RefSeq and is a predicted model, not a curated record. The transcript has a single exon. Bases 1 to 771 code for a protein of 256 amino acids. Lineage: Eukaryota; Viridiplantae; Streptophyta; Magnoliopsida; Asterales; Asteraceae.